This is a messenger RNA of Manacus vitellinus (golden-collared manakin), 5048 nucleotides long. RefSeq names its product mastermind like transcriptional coactivator 1 (gene MAML1). The coding region runs from base 1 to 2808 and encodes 935 amino acids. Gene Ontology annotation, cellular component: nucleoplasm. The transcript is spliced from 5 exons. Gene Ontology annotation, molecular function: transcription coactivator activity. The record is from RefSeq and is a predicted model, not a curated record. Gene Ontology annotation, biological process: positive regulation of transcription of Notch receptor target. NCBI's taxonomy places the organism in Eukaryota, Metazoa, Chordata, Aves, Passeriformes, Pipridae.
AUGUCUCCAGGAAUCAGAUAUCAGCUCCAUGAGACUGUGAAAAGAAAGCUUGACAGUGCUGCUUCCCCUCAGAACGGAGACCAGCAGAAUGGCUAUGGAGACGUAUUUUCUGUGUCCAAGAAGCUGCGUCGCGAUGACGGUCUUGGAGUGAGCGGUUCUUCCAAUGGAAUGCCCCCUGUGUCUCCACUCCAUCAUCUUGACAAGAAAUCUGGCAACGGAGAUACCUUACAACUUAACGGGAAACAUCCCAUGGGGCUGGAUGGCAUCAGCAAGAAGUGUCUUCCAGAUUCCAGCCUGCAGAUGAAUGGAGGUGGUGAUGCUGAUGAUUCAUUUCCUCUGAGUUUGAACAAAGAGUUGAAGCAGGAGCCCGUAGAUGAUCUUCCCUGUAUGAUUGCUGGAGCAGGGGGUUCUAUAUCUCAGAAUAACUUGAUGCCUGAUCUAAAUCUAAAUGAGCAAGAAUGGAAGGAACUUAUUGAGGAGCUUAAUAGAUCAGUGCCUGAUGAAGACAUGAAGGAUCUCUUUAAUGAUGACUUCGAAGACAAAAAAGAUGCAGAUUCUUCAAAUUCAGCUGCACAGACUCCAUUGGCACAAGAUAUUAACAUAAAGACUGAGUUUUCCCCAGCACCCUUUGAACAAGAGCAGCUGGGAUCUCCCCAGGUUAGAUCCACUUCUUCAGGUUCAGCAUUUAUUGGUGCUGCUUCUGUACCUGUAAGUGCCGCUUCUCCAGCGGUCGGUAGUUCUCAGGCUAUGUUCCAGCCUUCCACUCGGUCAAUGACUGAAAAUCCUAAUCAGCCCAUGAUGCAGGCAUCAAACCACUCUCAGAACGUCCAGAGGCCUCUCCCCAAUGUGUUGUUACCUGGGAAGGGUCCAGGAAGUGCCAAAGAAAUGUCUUCUGCUCAUCAACUUCAGCAGAUUGCUGCCAAGCAGAAGAGAGAUCAGAUGUUGCAGAACCAACAACAAGCUUCACAAGUCCACCAAACUAAUCAGAUGUCUACGUGGCCACAGUCUGGGCCUUCCCAUAGUCCGCUGGCUGUCCCAUAUACCAUGGAAAAUCCCACUAGCCCAUCAGUUUAUCAGCCAGACUUCAACAAUCAGAAACUCAUGAUGCCUAAUUUGGGAAAUAAAAGCUCGCCGAGAGCUGGAGGCAAUUACCAUGUGAACAUCUUGGGUCAUCAGCAAAACAGCUUGAACCAGAACCCUGUGAAUAGUCAGGGCUCUAUGCUGGACUAUGGGAACACCAAACCUCUUUCCCAUUACAAAGCAGAGUGUGAGCAGGGGGUUGCAGUCCCUGGGCAGAACAAGACCCCCAUGCUGGCCUACAUCCAGCAGCGCCAGCAGGCACCGCUGUCCCACGUGAGCGACGACCAAAAUGGGAUGAUCCUGUUGAAACCCAAGCCUGGAAACAUUGCCUACCGACUGCCACACAGUCAGGAUCAAAACCCUUCUCCUAACGUUCCUCGCGUUCCCGUCUCUGUCCCGGGCCCUGGUGUGGGUGCCCAGGCUCCAAACGUCUCCAUGGCAGGUAACCACAGCAACUCAGCUUAUCUCAGCAAUCAGCAGCAAGCAGCAGUGAUGAAGCAACACCAAAUGCUGAUGGACCAGCAGAAGCAGAGAGAGCAGCAACAAAAGCACCUGCUCAUGGAGCAACAGAAGCAGCAAUUCCUCAUGGAACAGAGGCAGCAGCAUCUACUGGCAGAACAGGAGAAACAGCGGCAGCAGCAGGAGCAGCAACUGCAGCGGCACCUGACUCGGCCUCCUCCCCAGUACCAGGAUCAACCACAGAAUCCAUACCAGCAACAGGUUGGACAGUUCACAGGGUCAUCUUCAGCCAUACCUGGGGUCAGUAAUUUAGGACAGUCCAGCUCCAGUAGCCCACGGAUGUUUCCUCAGACCCAGAACAUGAUUCAGAUGGGACCUGGACACACUCCUGUUCCUCCACUCCAGUCGGGCUCCAGUCAGCAGGACCGGGGGGUGACUCAGUAUCCCAAUAUGCAAAACAUUCAGCGCGGGGGAUUGUACAACCUGGCGUCUGGAAUGACACAGAUGGUUCCCCAGCACACAGCUCCAAGUGCCAAUGGACAGACUCCGAUGCAGAGGCAGGGCAGCUUGGGCCAGGGCACUGCUGUUCCUGCUGGCUAUGGGCAGAACACCUUAGCAAACUCAAGUAUUUCUCAGCAGCACAAUAAAGGUGCACUGAAUCCAACCUUAUCUAAGCCACAGAUGGCAAGAGUACCAGCUGCUAUGGGGGCUCAAAAUCCAUCUUGGCAACACCAAGGUAUCCCUAAUAUUAACAACCAGACACAAGCAAACAGUGGCUUAGGACCAUUUACUGCCAACUCCUCUUUCCACAUGCAGCAGACUCAUCUAAAGAUGUCCAACCAACAGUUUGCCCAGGGAAUGCCUCAGGUAAGCCUAAGCACCAGCAGACCCAUGACCUCGAUGAACGCUGCCGUCUCUGGGCAGAUGUUGUCAUCAUCUUUAGGUGCACAGCCCCGGACAAACCCACCUACACAGCAGCAGGUACCCUCACAGCAAGUGCUGCCUGGCAUGAACCAGACUGUUCCAGACCUGAAUGCUUUCAACCAGAAUCCAAAUCAGCAAAUGCCCAACAGAGGAAACCUGCACUGUAGCCAAGGGUACCCUGUGAGGACAACCAGUCAGGAGCUGCCUUUCUCCUACAGCGGCCAGUCGGGCAAUAACGGACUUCAGAACUUAACUGGUGACACAGACCUGAUAGACUCUUUGCUGAAAAACAGGACUUCAGAGGAGUGGAUGAACGAUUUGGAUGAGUUGUUAGGAACUCAUUAAAAUGGGGCCGGGGGUGGGGGUUCUACUUUUUUUAAUUAUUUCAUGACAUAUAAACAACACUUGGACCAAAAAAAAAAAAAACAAACCUGUGGCAUUGAGGAGACUUGCAGGCAUUAGAGGUAAAAUGGUUGGGAAAAAGACUGGAGCUGCUUCUCAAUGAGUGUUGACACAUGGUCACGGUGCACCAAGCGGGUCUGCGGGAGGAGUGCACGUUAUCUGGGGUCUCUGAGGAGUCGCACACUUGAACAGGUCAAAAAAAUACUGUGUCCUAGCCAGCCUUCCAGAAAUCUCACUUGCAGUGUUCUAAGACUAAAUUUUUUAAUUAUUUAAAAAAUAAAACAAAAAUUCCACAGAAAUAGUGCAGAAAGAAAGCAAAUAGUUGCACAAAUUGUGUUUAGGGCUUAGUCUGCAGCUAUUACUUGCAAUAAUUAUUUGUUUGUAGCUUGACAUGUUGUUAUAGUACUGUCCAUCCAACUUCUGACUUUUUAUUUGAGAAGAGGCUGUUAUGCACCUGAGCACGCUUGCAAAAUGUUUGGACUUGUUUCUUUUCCCCAUUGCUGAAGCAUGUGCCUGUACUCUCAGUAAGCAAGUGGUAUUUCACAGUAAAUAUAUCUAGAUGCUGGUAAUAGAUGAGAGGAAGUAUUAAAACCUGACCAGUUAGUCUAGACAGUCAUCUUCCUUCAUAGAUUGUAGUCUUUUAAGCUGCAGUUUGCACUCUGUUGUAGAGAGGCACAGUUCUUGGCUUGUACCUUGAUGUGUUUAAAGGGGGAAUUUCUCAUGGGAGAACUUUUAAACUAUAGUAGGUUUAACGUGAAUUGUAAAGCCAUUUACUUUGCACCUGUUUCUUCAUAACUUAUUUCCAAAGGUAGUUGUAUUUAAAUGAAGGCUUUGCUUCAUGACAGCUCAUCUAGUUUUCUUUGUUGUAAAAGGUAAAACUAACUUUUGAGAUCACUUCAUUCCCCGAAGUUAGCAAUGAGUUAGUAAUGAGCACAAGACUUUGUCACUUCAGGAUAAAAAUGAGGAAAAAAGAGUUUGACUGGGAGGUGGAAAGUCCUUAUGAGCAAUAAUAGCACAGGCAGCCUGGGAGAAUAGUUGUAUCAGGGUUGCUCCAAUAUGGAAGUCUCCCCCUUUAAAUACUUUGGUUUUUUAAUACUGGGUUACGAGUUUGAUAAUCUUUCUAUAGUCUGGUGGAUUUACUUCUUUAAUAUCCCUUGAAGCAGAUGCUGGUUCUUCAGCUCAGCCCAAGGGGAUCUCUUAUCCAUAUGUUGGGAUUGGUCCCAGAAAGGACAAAACACAAUGGGAACAGUCAGUGUUCCAAGUCCUUACUCUCUACCAAAAAAAUCCCUUAUCCACCAACAAACCACCUUGCCUUAACCUUUAUUUUAAAAAGAAAAUAAAGUUGAAAGCUUUUGUUUGAAAUGCACAAAUACCUCUUCCCUUUCUAAAUCUACUUUCUUGGAAAGCUCCUUUAAACUUUCUAACCAAACCCAGCGUUGUGAUUUUAAAGCAAUUUCCUUCAACAUAGACUGGCUUCUUCAGGAGUUUUCUGCACUGCAGAAUUGUGUGAGAGAGGGUUUUUCCAGAGGGUGUGAAGGGAAGUGAAAGAUAUCAUUGGUUUCAAAGAAGGAAAAUAUUUUACUGUAUCUGCAGCUCCUUUAUGAGACAAUUUGCACUUUUAAAAACUGCUUUUUUAACACUAAUACUUUAACCCUUUCCAAAUAUGCAUGGAACAUGGUUUGUGCAGCACACUUACCUAGUGUGGAUGAAUUCUGCUCUGUUGAUCAGAUUUGCUGUUGUAUCAUGUUGAACUGUUGGUGAAAGAUGUGCAUUGAUCAGUGGAUCCCACCGUUCAAUAGUGGAUAAAACUUCCCUGAAGCAGGCUUAAUCCCUCCUAGAGCUUUUGAAAAGGUAACAUAAAGAUUCUCUUUGGAUGGGAAGACAGAGGUGUUGGUGACUUUGCUUGUUGACACUUCUGAUAUUUUCUAGAAUUAAGUAGUUGAGAUGCAAAUAACUGAUGCUAACUCUUCUUAUACUGGCAAUCUAAGAAAAGAGCUAGUGAUCUUGGUUUACUUUUAAGUUGAACCAAAACCUGGUCCAAGGUAAGUGUCAUUAGAAGAUUAUAGAUAUAAACUAGCAAUGGCAGGGGAAGGAGUGUUUGCUGUAUUUUUAUUUUUAAGGGUUAACUUUGCACCAGUGUGCCUUCCCUUCCUGUCGGGGGUGCUUGGGACCUCAAUUUCAAG